Messenger RNA from Suillus bovinus, 657 nucleotides. RefSeq lists its product as uncharacterized. The record is from RefSeq and is a predicted model, not a curated record. NCBI's taxonomy places the organism in Eukaryota, Fungi, Basidiomycota, Agaricomycetes, Boletales, Suillaceae. Bases 1 to 657 code for a protein of 218 amino acids. The transcript has 10 exons.
AUGGGUGUCGCAGUUGCCGCCUUUGUUGGGUUGACGUAUGAUUGGGCACUUACAUUUGGACAAGAGAUUGAACUCAUCUGGAGGCAACGCUGGUCCCUAAUGACAGUAUUGUAUCUCGGUGUGCGCUACCUUGGAAUGUUAUACGUUACCCUGGAUAUGCUUGACGAUGCCCCAAUCAUCUCGCUGACAGAUACGUGCGGGAUUUCCUCUAUGGGCGAUAUCGUCCUUGUGACUUCUGUUACUUGGAUACUCAGCACUGUGUGGGAGGUCCUUGCACUGUGUCUCGCAGUCUGGAUUGCGGUCAAACACUUCCGUGAACUGCGGCAACAUCCAGCAGGAGGAAUUAUCGGGGACUGUUUCACAGUGUUGAUGAAAACUCACGUGGUUUACUUUGUGAGUUUUAUUGCUGUGUCUUGCUUCCAUCUCAUACUUCAGUUCACUCCAACGUUCUUAUCGAACGAUACCCUGGUCGCUCUGAUUAUUUCUGGGUUUCUUCAGAUUUUAGAGGUCGUGCAGAUGUUUGUGCUGGGACCACGCCUGAUCCUUAGCAUUCGAGAGUAUAGCGCUAGGCUCGUAGUUGGCUCCGACGCAGCAACUGCUAUGACCUCGAUUGCUUUCCAGGAGCGCGUGCAUAUAUCAACUGGCAGUAGUCUGUGA